AUGAAAUGCCUCCUGGCCCCGAUCCCCAAGGAGAAGGAAAAUGUCGGGCACCCGGCAGGCCCUCCUAUGCAGCUGGCGGAGGACAUCAGCACAUUUGGAAACAGAAUGUUAAUGCUUGAUGGGAUGCCUGCAGUCAGAGUCAAAACAGAGCUGCUGGAAUCAGAACAAGGGUCUCCAAACUCCCACAGUUACCCAGAUAUGGAAGCUGUACCCCUGUUGCUGAACAGCAUGAAGGCAGAUCCAGAAGAGGACUCCUUGUCCACGGACCAUUUCCAGACUCAAACUGAGCCAGUGGACUUGUCGAUAAACAAAGCCCGGUCGUCCCCUAUUGCUGCUUCGUCGUCACCAGUGUCCAUCACUGCGUCGGCGUCGUCUCCUUCCUCUACUUCAACGUCUUCUAGUCGACCAGCAUCAUCGCCAACAGUAAUAACGUCAGUAUCUUCAGCAGCAUCCGCUCCAUCAGUAUUAACUCCAGGCCCACUUGUGGCGUCGGCGUCGGGCGUUGGAGGGCAGCAGUUUUUGCACAUAAUCCAUCCGGUUCCACCAUCUAGCCCCAUGAACCUACAGACCAACAAAAUGAGUCACGUACACCGCAUUCCAGUGGUGGUCCAGUCGGUACCUGUGGUCUACACAGCUGUGAGGUCACCAGGGAAUGUGAACAACACUAUAGUAGUACCGUUAUUGGAGGAUGGGAGAAGUCAUGUCAAAGCACAAAUGGACCCACGUGGCCUGUCUCCCAGGCAAAUUAAAAGCGACAGUGAUGAUGAUGACCUGCCAAAUGUGACCUUGGAUAGCGUUAAUGAAACUGGAUCCACCGCCCUGUCUAUAGCCAGAGCCGUUCAAGAAGAGAGCAUGUGGGGCUGUGCCAGGUCAGCAGUUAACACUUUUCGUUUUUUCAACUCCAG
Gekko japonicus is the source of this 905-nucleotide messenger RNA. RefSeq names its product Krueppel-like factor 12. Lineage: Eukaryota; Metazoa; Chordata; Lepidosauria; Squamata; Gekkonidae. The transcript has 5 exons. The record is from RefSeq and is a predicted model, not a curated record. The annotation marks the transcript as partial.